Naegleria gruberi is the source of this 1707-nucleotide messenger RNA. RefSeq lists its product as uncharacterized. The record is from RefSeq and is a predicted model, not a curated record. Gene Ontology annotation, molecular function: oxidoreductase activity, acting on paired donors, with incorporation or reduction of molecular oxygen; heme binding; iron ion binding. The coding region runs from base 1 to 1707 and encodes 568 amino acids. NCBI's taxonomy places the organism in Eukaryota, Heterolobosea, Eutetramitea, Acrasida, Naegleriidae. The transcript has 4 exons.
AUGAGGAAGAAGCUAUUGUCCAACAGUUCUGCUUUGAAACAAGUUAUUUCAUCAGCAAAUGUGCCACAUGCUCUCACGAUGAGAAGUUUUCAUGUUAAUUUGAAUAAUUCAGAUGGAGCCAACACCACAGCAGCAGCAACAACAUCCACCUCCAGUACUACUACUGCCAUUCCAUCGGCAUGUCCUUAUCAUCAAAAGCAACAAGCAAGUGAUGUUCCUCCUCCAAAACCAUUCUCUGAAAUUCCUGGACCAAAGGGAUGGCCACUUAUUGGAAAUUUACCACUUUUAUAUAAGAAUAGUAAGAAUAAUAUUGGACCAUUCUUUAUGGAUCUACUGGACACGUAUGGUCAAACUGUAAAAUUAGAUAUUUUGGGAAAGAAGAUUAUUCUACUUUCCAAUCCAGAUGAUAUGGAGAAACUUUACAAAAAUGAAGAAAAGAGAACUCAAUCAGAAGGUUCUAGAUUCUACAAAAUGGAAAAGGGUGUCAGAUUAGCCCCAAUGGAAAUGAGAUAUGAAGAAAAUUGGAAUGACAUUCGUCAGAUUUACAAUAUUGCAAUGAAACCAGAUUUUCAUGAAACUGUUACACUUCCACAUUUGAGUGAAUUGAAUUCAGAGUUUGUUAAGAGAUUGAUGAGAUAUUUGGAACCUGGUGAAGGUGAUAAGUAUAGAUUGACAAAUGCUGUUGAUGCUAUUUCUAAAUAUGGAUUUGAUGCUGUCAUGAAGGUUUUCUUGGGAGUCAAAAUGACUGAUGAGUUGACAGCAACUUUCCCAUUCAAAAUUAGAGACUUCGUGGAUCAAUCUGUCAAAUCACUUGACAUUAUUGGUAAAUUAAUGCAAAAUCCACCAAUUUACAAAUAUUACAAAACUCCACUUUACAAGCAAUUGGAAGAAAGUUAUGACAAGUCAUUCGAAUAUGCCAGAUAUGUCAUGAAUAGAUUUAAGAGUAAUCCAAGUGAUAAGCCAAGAUUUUAUGAAUUCUUAAUGGAACGUUCUAAGGAUGAUCCAAAUCCUGAUGCAAUUGUUGAAUCAGUCAUGAUUAGUUUCUUACAAGCUGGUAUUGACAUUACAAUGAGAAUAUUAUGUAUCACUGCAUUCCGUCUCGCUCACCAUCCAGAAUAUCAAGAAAAGAUCUAUAAAGAAUUAUUAGAUACAUUCGGAGAACCAACUUUGGAAGAAGCCAUCUCAGAAAAUGGACUUCAAGUCACAAAAGAGCAAUACAAGAAACUCAAGUUUACAAAACAAUUUUUGGAUGAAGUUUUAAGAUUGAAUCCAUUCAGUUAUAUUGUCAGUGCUAGAGAAAUGAGUAAAGAUUUGGAAAUUGGAGGAUACAUCAUGCCAAAGGAUUCACUUGUCAUGACCGUACAACAACAUCCAAGUUUGAAGGAUGAAUAUAUUCCUAGAGCUCUUGAAUUUAUUCCUGAAAGAUGGGAGAAGGGAUCUCCUUAUGCUCCAACAAAUAGUUUCAUUUCAGCUCCAUUUGGAGUUGGAGCUCGUAAAUGUCCUGGAUCACGUAUUGCUACUACUGAAAUUCAUUUUGCAAUCAUUAACUUUGUUAGACAUUUCAAAUUGUCACAUGCUAAUCCAGAAAAAUUCCCAGACAUGAGUUUCGAUCAAGCGCUUCUCUACAUUAAUCUUGAUAAGAAUGCUCUCUAUUUUACUCCUAGAGAUCACUUGAAGGAUCAUUGCAAAUCAGUUCAAAGAAAAUAA